GACGGACGCUGACAAUGAGCCUCCAUAAAAGGGAGCGGCGGGGUCGGGGGCCCCGGAUCGAGCCCUCCCCGCCCGGGGUCGUGACGAGCUGAAGGCCGUGGCUGGCCGGGCGGCCGGGUGGGCGGCGGGCGGGUGAACUAGACGGUCUGCGGGCCCUGCGUGGUCCGGGGCGGGAGGCCGCCGCCAGUGGCGGCGCGCCGAGGCCUGCGCGCCCGUCCUCCGCUAUCGGGUCGCCCUUCGCCGCCUCACCAUGGCCCUCAGAGCAGAAGGAGCCGCGGCGCUCGACUGCUUCGAGGUGACGCUCAAGUGUGAGGAAGGAGAGGACGACGAGGAGGCCGUGGUGGUUGCCGUGAUCCCGCGGCCCGAGCCGAUGCUCCGAGUAACCCAACAGGAAAAGACACCGCCACCUAGGCCUAACCUGCUGGAAGCAGGUGUCGAAGGCUGUGAGGAGCCCAAGCAGCAAGUGUCAUGGGAACAGGAGUUCCUGGUGGGGAACAGCCCAGGAGGCAGUGGACGGGCACUGUGCAUGGUGUGUGGGGCUGAGAUCCGGUCCCCAUCAGCAGAUACUGCUCGCACACACAUCCUGGAGCAGCAUCCGCAUACCUUGGACCUGAGCCCCUCUGAAAAGAGCAACAUCUUGGAAGCCUGGAGCGAAGGGGUGGCCCUUCUGCAAGACAUCCAAGUUGACCAGCCAUCCCUGCCCAGCCUAGAGUCAGGCCAGGAUGGCCAUCCAGACCCCAGCUCCAACCCGGACCCUGCCAGGAUGCCAGCAGAGAUCGUGGUCCUCUUGGACUCCGAGGACAACCCAUCCCUCCCUAAGAGACUCCGGCCCAGAGGACUCCGCCCUCUUGAACUGCCUGUUGCCCCUGUCACAGAGCCAGGAAAUAAAAGGGCCCGUGGUCAGAGAUGGAAGGAGUCCUCUGAGGAGGAGCCUCCUAGAAAGAAGAGAAGCAGGCAUAUGACCAAAAACCUGGACCCUGACCCAGACCCCCCAUCUCCUGAGUCACCCACAGAGACGUUCUCAGCACCAGCCGAAGUCCGACACUUCACUGAUGGCAGCUUCCCUCCUGGCUUUGUACUCCAGCUCUUCUCCCACACGCACCUCAGGACCACAGACAGUAAGGACCCUUCUAAAGUCAGCAAAGGAGCAGCAGAGGGCCUGCCUCAGCCAGAAAGUCCCUCUUCAGGCAUAUGAAUGAGGGGUUACUUACAGGAGCAGAAAUGACUCAGAUCGCUGUGUCAUCAGAGCCCACCCCAGCAUGACUGACAUGUUACUUUCAAAACUGAACCUGGAGCACACUGUCUGCUUACAGACAGUUCAACAGGUUGAAGAUGUCCUUUCCAGGUGCCUCAGUUGGGCCAAACUCUUCCAGGUAGAGUUGGUUUCAGUUUCUCCAGGCAAGGGGUCUGGCCUCGGGCAGCUUUUCUGCUCUUCAUUGACUGUCCACCUGUCUGGCAGUCUGUUUUACAGCUCAGCUUUACUUCUCUCCUGAGGAAGCUCAGCUUUCAUUGUUUACUCUUGGCAGGGAGGGGCUUAGUGAAUCUGAUCAGUUUCCAGGACUUUGUGAGGUUUUCUGAGUUAUUUACCUUCCUGCUUAAGCAGCUUCCCUGCAGGAUAGAAUGUUUCUACCUCCAAGGAUAUUGUUAUGCAAGCCCUCUCACCCAAGUCUAUCUCCUCUCCUCUCAGGGGAAGGCCCUAGCAGGGAUUACCUCUUCUCCCAUUUCAGGAGCCAUCGGUUUUCUCCUCUUUGGCAAUCAUCUCCAAUUCUUCUGUCAUCUCACACAAAGUUGCUAUUUCUCUUUUCCUGACUCCUUCAUCCUUCUGACUAUGUCCAUUUAUUCCCAAGAUGGAGUCUUUGCUUUCAGCUGCCUCUUGCCUCUGUCUCUGGAGUUUCUGGGCUCAGAUUUUAUCCAUAACAAACUGAAGCUUAUUCUUUUUUUUUUUUCUUUUUUUUUCUUUUUUUUUUUGGUUUUUUUGUUUUGUUUUGUUUUGUUUUUUUUCGAGACAGGGUUUCUCUGUGGUUUUGGAGCCUGUCCUGGAACUAGCUCUUGUAGACUAGGCUGGUCUCGAACUCACAGAGAUCCACCUGCCUCUGUCUCCCAAGUGCUGGGAGUAAAGGCGUGCGCCACCACUGCCCGACUUGAAGCUUUUUCUUUACCAAUGCCUGUUGACUGCCAUAAAGUUAAAGACCACAGUCUGACCUCCAUUUCCAUCCUUUGAGUUAAUCCGAAACAGGCUAUAUAGCCUUGUAGACCUUCAUCCUCUUCCUCUCAAGUGACAGGUUUACAGAUACACAUCAUCAUACCUGGCAUUUCUCAUGUCCUACAGUUGGUAACACACCAUUAUUGUCUGUUGUCCCCAUUCUAGAAUGUAAGCUUGUUAGCCCCAUGAUGGUCCCAGUGGUCAUAAUACUUCAGGUGCAGCACUGUUUAUAUGUAUCUAGGAAAUGAUGUGCGUGGUUCCAACCUGGCCCUCUCUCCCUUUGGUUCCACACUCUCUACUGGUAGCCAGGCAUUACCUCUACUUGGUGGAUUAAAGUUGUCAGCAGAGGAUAUAUAGUGAGAUGCUGUCUUCAAAAAACAAACCCUAGUACCCAAGAGGCAGAGGUGGCAGAUUGCAGUGACUUUAUGGAGUUUGUGACCAGUCUGAUCUGCAAGUUCCAGGGCAGCCAAGGCUAUAUAGCAAGACCUUAUCGCAACCAAAACAAAAACCCCAACAGAAUUUUUUUUUGCAUACAGGGUUUCUUACCUCAGAAAAGUUUUCUUUCAGACACCAUUCUCGCUAGAGAGAUGGCUCCGCGGUUAAGAGCACUGCCUGCUCUUCCAAAGGUCUUGAGUUCAAUUCCCAGCUACCACAUGGUGGCUCACAACCAUCUGUAAUGAGGUCUGGUGCCCUCUUCUGGCCUGCACGCAUACAAGCAGACAGAAUACUGUAUGUAUAAAUAAAUAAAUAAAUAAAUAAAUAAAUAAAUAAAUAAAUAAAUAAAAUAUAAAAAACAGACACCAUUCUCUUAAGGUUGGGCACACCUUUAACCACAUUAUUUGAAAGGCAGAGGCAGUUGGAUAUCUGAGUUCGAGGGCAGCCAGAGCUACACAGAGAAACCUGGGGGUGGGGUUGUGGGGAGAUGCUUCCCUUUCUCUAGUAAACUGCUACCUUUGGUUUGCUGUCGCCACCCCUUCAGUGAGUUACCCUCUUCUCUCUCAACCCCACAUCUGCAAACCUCAGUUUACUCUUCUGUCAGCUACCACUACUCUGACCUAAGGUUGCCUUAACUUUUCCUGCGAGAUAUGAAGAAAUGUCUGCUUCCCCCAGAUAAGAUGCUCAGCUCACCUUAGUGUUCUGCCACUGAACUAAUGCCCCAGCUCUGUUUUACUCUUUAUCGUGAGACAGAGUCUCACUCAGUUGCUCAGGCAGGCCUUGAACUUUGGGUUAUGAUCUUCCUGCUCUACCUUCCUAUAGGCUGGGGUUAUGACCAUGUGUGUGGUCCACACUGGUUUGAUGAAUCUCUCUGUAUGUGAAUUGAACCCAGGGCUUAGAGUUUUCAUGCUCCACCACUGAGCUUGCUGUAUUCUCAGCUCUUUUUUUUUUUAAAUUUAUUUAUUAUGUAUACAAUAUUCUGUCUGUGUGUAUGUCUGUAGGCCAGAAGAGGGCACCAGACCUCAUUACAGAUGGUUGUGAGCCACCAUGUGGUUGCCGGGAAUUGAACUCAGGACCUUUGGAAGACCAGGGAAUGCUCUUAACCACUGAGCCAUGUCUCCAGCCCCUCCUUUUUGUUUUUUAAAUAGAGUUUAUACAUAGACCUGGCUGUCACAGAACUCACUGUAGUGUAGACUGGCUGACCUCAAAUUCAUGGAAAUCCACCUGCCUCUACCUCCUGAGUGCUAGGAUUAAAGUUGUGGGCCACCAGGCCUAGCUGAGAUUGCUAUGCCAUAUAAUAUCAUGUGUGUGGGUCCAAGUCAAGGACAUUUUUUUGUUCUACCUGUCUUAUCUGGAGGCUUGGCCUUGCUAUUCCCAGUAUCCUCAUGCCAAGACACCUGACUGUGUGACACCUGUCAACUCCGGGGAUGUGGAGCCUGGAUGAACGCUACAGAGCAAAGCUGGAGCAUUAACCCAGGGUGUCUGUGAUGUGCUCUGCCUUGUUACUCCCAUACUCCAUGGAGUCAGUGGAUGUGUUCUCAGCAUAUCACUUCUGUGUGCAGUCUUGGAAGUUAGGAGCUGGGGAGCAGCAUCAUGGCAUUGUGAACCCACAUGCCAAGUACACAAGGAUAAAGCUGUAUUCUUUGCUUGCCCUGUGCCUAAGGGCUGUGAGACUAGUCAUUGCUGGUCAAUCAAGAGUCAGCUUUAUGCUUUUUCUUGGACUUCCUCCAGGACAAGACUGUGGGCUGUAGAAAUGGGAAACCCUGGUAGUCUGUGGUUUGCAGUUUUGGGGACCAUUGGAAGGCCCUGACUGUACUCUCUGCUCCCAUCCCUUCCCAGCUCCCCCUCCGGGGCUUCGGGGGACACUGGAUCUCCAGGUUAUUCGUGUUCGGAUGGAGGAGCCACCAGCCGUCCGCCUCUUACAGGACUGGUCCAAGCAUCCCCAGGGUACCAAGGGGGUGGGAACAGGUGACAACCCAGAC
This is a messenger RNA of Alexandromys fortis (reed vole), 4620 nucleotides long. It is a transcript of the gene Spindoc, whose product is annotated as spindlin interactor and repressor of chromatin binding. Gene Ontology annotation, biological process: negative regulation of DNA-templated transcription. The transcript is spliced from 6 exons. Bases 251 to 1195 code for a protein of 314 amino acids. The record is from RefSeq and is a predicted model, not a curated record. NCBI's taxonomy places the organism in Eukaryota, Metazoa, Chordata, Mammalia, Rodentia, Cricetidae.